Molecule: messenger RNA, 1474 nt
Organism: Thalassophryne amazonica
Lineage: Eukaryota; Metazoa; Chordata; Actinopteri; Batrachoidiformes; Batrachoididae
Gene: gsg1l
Product: gsg1-like
Exons: 4
Coding region: 297-893 (198 amino acids)
Cellular component (GO): plasma membrane
Source: RefSeq, a predicted model, not a curated record
UCUUUUCCGUUUCCUUGUAAAUUCAUUUUCAUCCUCACAUCAUAUUCUCUUCCUUCCUAACCACUUCAUCUUCUGUCCCUUCGACCUUUCUUUCCUUCCGUCUUUUCUCUCCUCUCUGUCAUCCCCACUUCAUUUCAUUUUCCAUUUUCCCUUUUCCAAUCUUCACUCUACAUUCUCUCCUUUCUCUCUGUCUCAGGUGAGAAGUUGUCGGAGUUUCAUUGAUCUUGUCGCCGGCGUCGGAGAGAGGUGUGUUGUGGUUGUCGGUGGUGUCAGAGGUGCUGUACAUCCUUCUGCUGAUGGUCGGCUUCAGUCUCAUGUGUUUGGAGCUUUUCCAUUCCAGCAACGUCAUCGAUGGACUUAAACUCAACGCCUUUGCUGCUGUCUUCACCGUGCUGUCUGGUCUUUUAGGCAUGGUGGCACACAUGAUGUACACUCAGGUGUUCCAGAUCACUGUAAGUCUUGGUCCUGAAGACUGGAGGCCUCACAGCUGGGACUACGGCUGGUCCUUCUGCAUGGCGUGGGGUUCGUUCACUUGCUGCAUGGCUGCCUCCGUCACCACCCUCAACUCCUACACCAAGACCGUGAUCGAGUUCCGCCACAAACCCAAGUUGUUCGAACAGGGCCUCCGUGAGGAGAACUACCUGGACCAGGAGGCUUUUCACUACUUCCGAGACCGCUCUCUCCAGUUCAUCUCCAGCACUGUGGAGGUCUACCCUGGACAUGCAGAUGGGAGCAUCCCCGGGGCUGGUGGCAACAGAGCUGGACUUGUUGUGGGUGGCAUUGGUCCCGGACCUGGUCCUGGUUGUGGUCCUGAAAAAGGAACCAUCAGACCCACAUCCACAUCCAUGGAUGUUGGGGAGAACACAGACUCAUUGGGAGAAGAGCAGUGCUGAGAAGAGGGGUGAGAUAACCAGAGCAACAGGAAGGCAGUUUGGGAUUGGAUGGGAGAGGUCACAUCAUGAGGUCUGAACCCAGCCACAGGUUCUGUAACCCAAAUAGAAGAGUACCACAGCAGCACAUUGUUUUGUGUUUGAAGGACAUGACCAGAGGAGGCAUCUGUCACAUCAACAAAAGUAACUUUCGAAAAAGAAAUACUGCUACUGUGUAUGAAGUGUGGAAAAACAGGAUUCACACAUUUGUGAUAGAUUCCUUUUAGUAAGAAGCUUCUCUAACAUAUCUCCAGGUGCUAUAUGUAGUAUUUUAAUCAGUAUAUGUCAGCUAUAAGACUUUAAUAAUUAUCACGUUGAACAAACGGACCAUUAUCAAAGAACCUUUACACACCACAAAUAGACUGCAUCAUCUUUCUUUUUUUUAAAUCAGUAUUCAGCUUUUUUAAACAACAAAUAAUUUAAUGACUCCACUCAGGCAUCAGUCACAGCAAAUACUGAUCAAAUUCCCCUAUAAUGCUUCCAUCAAUGCCCACUGUUUUGUUUGUAUCUUCACAAAACUAUUUAGGUUUUGGUGGCAUCAGUAG